This is a messenger RNA of Myzus persicae (green peach aphid), 2898 nucleotides long. RefSeq names its product junctional adhesion molecule A-like. The transcript has 7 exons. Lineage: Eukaryota; Metazoa; Arthropoda; Insecta; Hemiptera; Aphididae. Gene Ontology annotation, cellular component: neuron projection membrane. The coding region runs from base 482 to 1408 and encodes 308 amino acids. Gene Ontology annotation, biological process: synapse organization. The record is from RefSeq and is a predicted model, not a curated record.
CAUAAUUGCGAAUACGGUGUGGCCAGCAACGAUUAAGAUAUUUUAAGUCAGCUAAAAGGACCAAGCGAUACAGUAUCAUGGAAUCCUGCAUGAUAUCCAUACACCAAGAACAUCAACGGCAUCAGAAACUCGAGAGGAAAUAUGAGAACAUUGUGAAAACAGCACGUCGUCCACACCCACAUCUACACUAAUAUUAGAAGUCUAAACAUACAUAAGUAUGGCUAGUCGACGACGGUGAAGGUACCUUCCGCUCCUACCGUGAUACCAAGGAUAGGCUCAGUGGAAUACAAUUCACUUGUAUUAACGCCCUGUGUCCUAUCCGAAAUAUCACGGUUAGUGACAGCAGCACCGCCGAGAGACCAGCAACUGCAGCACCGCCGAGGCGCCGAGAAACCGACAACAGCAACCGGAGGAUCCACGGAGCCAUACCACCGCCGACCCCGAACUGGCCGGCAACAAACAGUCGACACAUCGUACAAGGAUGGUGGUGACAUCUGGUUGCCAAUCUCACGGACAUCAUCAAAAGUUCAUUGCAUUAUUGAUACUGUGCUUUUUGGACUGUGGUCAAGGUGACGGUAAAGAAAAACGAGAAAUAUCUAGUCCAAAAAGUAAAAAUGGACAACCAGGAGGAUCUGGUAACUCGGAAUGGCAGCAACUAUGGUAUUCAAGCGUUGAUGAAUUUCAAAAGCUCACGGAGCCACUUUUGGACAACACCACUGAAACCAACCUCACUGUGCCAUUAGGAAGCACAGCUUAUCUUCAUUGCCGUGUCAGAAACUUAGGCGAGCGAACGAUAUCAUGGGUUCGCCGCAGGGACUGGCACAUCUUGACUUCGGGUAUGUUCACGUACACAAACGACGAGAGGUUCACCGUGUUGCACGCCGAGGGCUCGGAUGAUUGGACACUGAAAAUAAAAUACGUGCAAAAGAGAGACAACGGCACGUACGAGUGUCAGAUAUCCACUGGAACAGGCAUAAUGUCCUCGUUCAUCAACGUUCACAUCGUCGUUCCUGAAGUCCACAUUGAUGGUCCAAGUGAACUUCACGUAGACAUGGGUAGCAUAAUAAAUCUUCUCUGUAUCAUUGAAAAAAGUCCACAACCUCCACAGUAUGUGUUUUGGUAUCAUAAUGAAAAAAUGAUCAAUUACGACAAUAUCAGAGGUGGUAUCGUAGUUAAUACAGAAAAUGGAGGCCGUAGUACCAGUAGGUUGACCAUCCAUGACGUCAUUGACACUGACAGUGGCAAUUACACAUGUGAAACUGCAAAUGCCGAACAAGCUUAUGUUUACGUUUUUGUAUCUGAAGGAGACACAAUGGCUGCCAUAUCACGCAGAAAGUCCACUGCUUCGGGAAUCGAAGUGAUGCUUUGGUUUGUUGCAUUACCACUGAUGGUAAUAUCCGUUAGAUAAGGAGAAACAAUUAUGUUUAGGGAAUAAAAAUUAUUAAAUGUAUGUAUUUUAUCUUUGUAAAAAGUAUAAUUAUUAUGAUUAUUGUUAAACAUUCAUACAAAUGUUUUUGUUUGAUUGUGUUUUAUUUCAAUUACCAGAAUUAAGUAAAAUAAGAACUUUGGAAUAAAUAUUUAGAAUUUAGCCAAUUAUUAUUAACUAACUAAUUAAUCGCAUAAGCCCACACUUCAUAUUAUUAGUAUCGUUACCAUUAUAUUUGUUUAUAUCUACCUAUAUUAUAUUACAGAUACAAUUUAUUAUUAUAUCUAAAAAGUGUUAUAAAAUUUAAAUUGUAUUAAAAAUUAUAAUGUUACAUAACCUUUUGAUUUGGUUUUAACUAUCGCACUUAAGUUAUAUUGUACAGGGUUACACAUACUUAUUUCCAAAAAGAAAAAAAAAUAUAUAAUUUUAUUUUAUUCGAAAUUAAUUAUAACUUUAUUACUACCUAACGCUAACCUUAAUAUAAUAUUGUAUAUAUCAUUUAUAUAUGACUCUUUUUCGUUGUUACACUAAUGUAUAAGUUUAUAUUAAUUAACAUUUUUGGGAAAUUAAUACCUCAUACUACUUGUUUUUAUUUUUAUUUUUUGUUUUUUACACUUGCUAGUUGAUAUUAGUAACGUUAGUUAUCUUUAUAUUUAUAUGAAGUUAAAUUUUUAAAGUGUAAAUUAAUAAAAAAUAUCUAUAUUAAUACAUCUCAAUGUUUACCUAUCGGCUAACAUGUUAAUAUAAUUUUGUUUUUUCUGUACCAACUUAUUUGAUUUAUUGGACGUAAAUAGAAUUGUAAUUAAAUAAAAUUAUUACUAAUGACUAUAAUAUUAUAUUAAUUAUUAGUAUUUUAAAUUGUUGUGACAUAAUAUAUUUUAAUGCUGAUUGUACAUAAUGGAAUUUUGAAAACAUCUUAAUAUUAGAGUAUACUCUGAUUAUACUUUAUUUUGUUUGAAAACGACAUCAUAGGAUAUUCAAUGUAAUACAAUAAUAUAAUUACUAUGAAUACGUCAUUACUAUUAUAUAAUGUUAUAAAGGACUAAUAUUACGAAAGAGCGUUUGGAAAAUAAUAGUGUUGUUUAUGUUUUAAAAUAUAAAGGGCUCAAUGACAAAAUGUUGUAUAUACGGAAUUUCAUAAGUUUUAUGUUUUUUUUUUUUUCAAAGGGCAAAAAUGUUUAUAACGUAUUUCUUGUAAAAAAAAACUAUUACUCCUAACAUUACGAUAAAAGUAUCAACACGUGCAGCUGUUUCUGAUAUUAUGUAAAUAAUGUUCAUCAAUAUUGGUAUUAUAAUUAUUAUUUUUUUUUUUUGUAAAUUUUAUUGCCAAAUUGAAAUACUAUUAUUAUAAUAUUAUGAUACUUAUAAGUCGGAUGCGUAACAUACGUGCUUAAGACAUAAUAAGUCCACUGUAAAUAUUCAUUUUCUAACAAUAAUAUUAUAUACAAUGACUACUUGAAUGUCCUUUUAAU